This is a messenger RNA of Phyllopteryx taeniolatus (common seadragon), 1912 nucleotides long. It is a transcript of the gene chek2, whose product is annotated as checkpoint kinase 2. The transcript has 13 exons. NCBI's taxonomy places the organism in Eukaryota, Metazoa, Chordata, Actinopteri, Syngnathiformes, Syngnathidae. The record is from RefSeq and is a predicted model, not a curated record. Gene Ontology annotation, molecular function: protein serine/threonine kinase activity; protein binding; ATP binding. Gene Ontology annotation, biological process: protein phosphorylation; mitotic DNA damage checkpoint signaling. Gene Ontology annotation, cellular component: cytoplasm; nucleus. The coding region runs from base 162 to 1832 and encodes 556 amino acids.
GCGGCCGCAGCCUCACGUGACCGAGCUUCUAAUGUGCCAUUGGUCGACUAGGCCGGUGACGUUAGGAAAACAAGUCUUGUACUUCCUGUGAGGCUCGCGCUUAAACUCGAAGGGAAAAACAGUAAGAGGACGGCACGCGUACGAGCGCCAAAUAAGCUCCGAUGUCCCAAGAGAUUCCAAAUGAGGGGGACCGGCCCCAGUCCCCGUCCCAGGCCCGCUCCACGCUGUCCCCCUCGCAGGUCCGGUCCAAGUCCCAGAGCGGCUCCGGCUCUUCCGGCGGGCCCCCGUCCGGCAGUCAGUCGUCCAGCGGCUCCGGGACGCUGAGCAGCGUGGACACGCUUCCCGUCACCUUGCCGUCCGUCCCCGAGGAGCCCGAAUGCCGACCUUGGGGCCGCCUGCUGCCCAUGCAGAACGGCUUCCGCGCUCACGAUUGCGUGGAGGACGAGUACUUGUUUGGCCGAGACUCCAAAUGCAAUUACGUCCUGGACGAUCCCGAUCACAAAGGAUCCUUGCGGUUCCGAAUUUACAGCAAGAAACACUUCAGGAUCUACAGGGAGGGCAACGAGGCGUUCGUUCAGGACCUCAGUAACAACGGGACCUUUGUAGACGGGAACAAAAUCGGACGCAACAAGAAACUUCCUCUGGUCAACAACGCCGUGCUGGCGCUCUCGGAGCAACGCAACAAAGUGUUCGUCUUCAUCGACCUGUCCGAAGAAGAGUCCGUGUUGCCCGGCGAGCUUCGCGACAAAUAUCUGCUGACUCGGCGGAUCGGGACAGGCGUGUGCGGGGAGGUGAAGCUGGCGUUCGAGCGGUCCACGUGUCGAAAGUUUGCGGUGAAAAUCAUCAACAAGAACAACUUCAAGUCCGAAGGGGCGAGUAUGCGUAGUAUUCUCUCGUCUCGUCGGCCCCCCGACGGCGCUCACGCGGCUUUUGCGCUCAUCCCAUCGCAGACGGCCACGAGAAACGCCCAAACGGAGAUAGAAAUUCUUCAACGGAUCGAUCACCCGUGCCUCAUCAAGACGCAGGACUUCUACCAGACGGACGACACCUUCUACAUCGUGUUGGAGUUGAUGGAGGGCGGCGAGCUCUUCCAGCGCCUCAAAUCUCAACAGCGACUCGGCGAGGACACGGCCAAACUGUACUUUUACCAAAUGUUGAAAGCGGUGCAGUACCUGCACGGCCGGGGCAUCAUCCACCGCGACCUGAAACCGGAGAACAUCCUUCUGUCCUCGCAGGACGACGACUGUCUCGUCAAGGUGACGGACUUCAACCAGUCGCGGAUCCUGGAGGAGGCGGCCCUGAUGAGGACGCUGUGCGGGACGCCGGCCUACCUGGCGCCCGAAGUGUUGACGCACGCCACCGCCGGCGGCUACGGCCUGCCCGUCGACGCCUGGAGCCUCGGGGUGCUCCUCUUCGUCUGCCUGUGUGGGUACCCGCCGUUCCACGAGAACUUCGCGCCGCUGUCGGUCAGCGAGCAGAUCGUCCGAGGCCAGUUCACCAUGGUGCCGUCCAAGUGGCGCCACGUCUCCGACCGGGGUGACGUCAUCGCCGUCUUCGUCUUCUUCUUCGUCGUCGUCGCGCGCUUACUCGUGUAUGUAUGUGCGUGCGUGCGUGCGUGUGACAGCCAAGGACAUGGUGAGGAAGCUUCUGGUGGUGGAGCCCGCCAAGAGGAUGAGCAUCGACGACGCGCUGCGGCACGCCUGGAUGCAGGACCCCGUGAUGUUGGAGAAGGCUCACACGCUGAUGUAUCCACCUGGAGAUGCCGAGCACGUUGCCACGGAGGCGGAGCCUACACCGUCGUCGAGGAAACGGCGGCGAGAAGACCAGGAUGACUAGCGGCGGCCUGCCGAACGAGCUCCGCCCACCGGCUGACAAAAUGACAAAACUAUUCCAAUAAAGUUUUUUUACAUUU